AUGGAUACCUAUCCUGACGUUGCUGAACACGAAUCCAGUGCGAAACGAAUUAAACUCGACCUAAGAGAGUCGAAUAUAGGUGAAUUGUGCAAUGGGGGCGAUUUUUCUAGUUAUUCCACAUCAGCUGGCGGCCCGAUUGACAUCCCCGAAGGAAUAUCACCUGAUUGCGAUUCCGGUUAUGAAGCAUCCACGUUAGAAUCAAUUCCAACUUCUUCACACCAGACCUCACCUCACACUGACCCCGGCGAUGUCCCAGAGAGUUUAUCCAGUCUUUCCGAAAUAUUUCUAACACCAUCCCGAACAGAUCAAGCGGACACAUCUCAGGACAGUAUCGAAGCCGACGAUGACAAUGCCUCCACAGUUAGCGAAAUAAGCGGUCUUUCGGACCUCUCUGGACAAGAUUGGAAACCAAUGGCUGGCAGCAUGAUUUGGAUUCAAAAACAGAUGCAAAACGGCGUGAAUCCCCGAACGCUGCUGAGCGAUCUGGGUGUGGAUCUGGAUCAAGUGCCGCAAUAUGUAGACGAAAUAACUCUCUGGAAAUUAAUUAUAAACAUGUUGGCCGAGCCGCCACGACGGAACAAAUUGCGACAUGUUAAUACUUUGGACGAUGUAGUUCGAUUGGUUAAAGGAGCACAAAAUAUAAUAGUUUUAACCGGCGCUGGAGUGUCUGUUUCGUGUGGAAUUCCAGACUUUCGAUCACGUGAUGGGAUUUACGUUCGACUGGCGAUAGAUUUUCCAGAUCUUCCAGACCCGCAAGCAAUGUUUGAUAUCAGCUAUUUCAGUCAAGACCCUCGGCCCUUCUUCAAAUUCGCACGAGAUAUAUAUCCAGGAAAAUUCACGCCAAGUCCUUGUCACAGAUUUAUAAAAAUGUUGGAAAACUACGGCAAACUCUUGCGUAACUACACCCAAAACAUUGACACACUCGAAAAAGUUGCAAACAUAGAAAAAGUGAUCGAAUGUCACGGUUCAUUCGCAACCGCCACUUGCACAAAAUGUGGCCACAAAGUCACCGCUGAUGCUAUCAGAGAGAUAGUUUUAGCGCAGCAAAUUCCACUUUGUGAAAAAUGUCAUCCGGGAAAAACUUCCGUUCCUUGUAUAGAAGAACAUAAAGAAAACAGUGAGGAAAUAGAUUAUAGACAACUUGUGUCUUCGGGAAUCAUGAAACCAGACAUUGUGUUCUUUGGCGAGGGACUUCCAGAUACAUUCCACGAAGCGAUGGCUCAAGACAAGACAGAGUGCGAUUUGCUUUUGGUUAUUGGAAGUUCGUUGAAGGUGCGACCUGUUGCCCUGAUUCCCAGCUCGUUGCCUCCUCACGUUCCACAAAUUCUGAUCAAUCGGGAGCCUUUACCGCAUUGCCAUUUCGAUGUGGAGCUGUUGGGAGAUUGCGACGUCAUCAUCAACCACUUGUGCCAUUUGUUUGGCGGUGUUUGGAAGGAAGGCGUUUUCGACGACAACAUGUUGGAAGAAGCCUCGCAUUUGCUUCCAUUGCAAGAGCCGAGUUUCGACAUGACUCCUCCUUGUGUUAAAAGUCAAACCGAGCCAAAUUGUACAGAUGAUAACUUAGAGAAAGCUAGCCCGUGUUUAUGCAGUACAAAAUGUAGUAGUUCCUCAACAGUAGAAAAAGACGAAGAGUUAACCCUUGAAUGUAGUUGCAACAAACAAACGUCAAUUAUUAAUAAGCAAUCCUUGCUGGAUUCGGACCUUGUCAAUUCAUUAGAUUUAAAAUCGGUCAAAGAACGCCACAUGUCAGUGGAUUCUGCGCGGGAUUCCGGCAUCGGAGACAAUUCGAAUUUCACCGAUUUGGAGACGAAAUACGACGACACAUCGGAUGAAAACCCGGAUUUGGGCGAAUACAACACAAACACUAACACUGCUAGUGAUCCUCAAUUUACAAACAUAUCGAAUGAUGAAGCGAACAAGACGAAUACAUAUUUGGAAAGUACAACAAACACUUCAGAUCUGAAAGGUUUCUGGCAACCGAAAAUCAAGAAAAGCCUUGCGGAACGAUUGCCACCGAAAUCGUUCUAUCUUGUCAAACCGAGCCGAUAUAUUUUUCCAGGCGCUGAGAUUUAUUACGACCCUGAUGAAAAGUUUGGUUAUUAUGAGGGUUCAUCGAGUUCGAACAACUCUGACAGCGAGUCCGAAAACGGUGAACCAGUCAGUAAUUAGUUCUAGUUUAUUACUUAAUUUGUUUUGUUUUUGUUAUUAAAUUCUUAAGCAUUUUGUUAUCACCGCAGCCUCUUUGAUGGAUUGGGACCCGAUUUUACACUUCUAACAACAUACAGGGCGACCCACGGUUCUGCUAUUUGAAAUAUUGCCGUCCUGUGUUCAUUGUUGAUUGAUAGAUGGAGUAAAAUUUCACAAACUAAAAUUAUGCUAAUUAUACACAGGGUGGUGAAUUAGUUAUUUUUUUUUUAAAUGGGACACUAUAUUUUCGCAUGAUUGUACUCUACCUGAAAAAAUAACUGAACUUUGUGUAAAUUAUUAGAGAUCUGUCUCUUUUCAAUUCGGAAUUAUUUAACUUUUCGUUAUUAAAAAAGAUGAACUUUUGAAAAAUUACUACAGAAAAAUUUGGAACACCUUGCAAAUAAUCGACUUUUUUUAGUUAACAUACAGGUUGUGCCAAAACACAAAAAGUUAAAUAACUCAGUCCUGACCAGGUUCACAUAAAAGAAUUAAGAAAAAUCUUUUUCUUUUCUAUGAAGUCAAGGGUAAGUAUUUUAGGAAGUUGAUUAUUUUUUUAUUCAAAAAAAUUCAUAAAAUAAAUGUUUUGCUAUAACACGUACAAAAUAUAAACAUACAAAAAAUUACAAAUAUUUAUUAGUUUGGUAAAUAAUUAAAACAAAUGCGAAUCUACGAAUUCCAUUAUGCAUAAAACAAUUAUUUUUUUCAUUUAUAACUCUGAUGCCGACAUACUGCAGACUGAACCAAAAGUAACGCAUAAAAUGCAUAUCUUUUUUAAAUGACGACUUAAUUUUCCAUAUAAGUGUUUUAGAUAGUACAGUACAUUUACAUCUAUCUGGUAAGUAAAAAAGAAUUUAAUAAAUUAAAAAAAAAUCAAAAAAAGAAGACAAAGAAAAAUGGUUUUUUCUCUACUUUUUUGUGCUUACGUGUCAUAUUAAAUGUUUUUAUGAUAAUUUGGGACAUAAAAUAUAUAAAAGUAUUGCCACUUAUAAAAUAUAUCAAAAACAAAAACAUAAAGCCCAUUACACGUAAUUGUCAAUAUGUUUUUUAUUUCUUGAAAUUUAUUUUUUUAUUUUGUUUUCAUUAUUUUUCUUUUAUUACUAGAAAGAUAAAAAUAUGUAUUAUCUAAAACAGUAAACAAAAAUGUAAGUUGUCAUUAAAAAAAAUAAUAAUAAGAAUGAAUUCGCGACUCAAAAACGAUUACAACAUGAAUGUCACUAUAACGUCUAAAUGUAGCAUUUAAAAAAUAAAAUCGACCUGUUCAAGGAUUGUUUUUAUAAAUGACUAAUAACAAAGUAUGAGUUUUGUGCGUUACUUUUGGAUCAGUCUGUAUAUCUCGGUUUGAUAAAAUAGUAAAACCUGAGUGGAAAAAAAAUGAAGAAAAAUGAAAAUAUUCACAAUUAUUUGUUGUUCUAUGCAAAAAAAUUGAACUGGAGGCCCAUAUAAUCUUUAAUUAAAUAGUUCCGAAAGUUUAAUAUCUACAAUCGUUGCCCCGAUUUAAAUAAUACAACUCAUUUAAAAAAAAAUCGCACAUUUUAGGUUGGUUCUAACCAAUAUUGAAUUUUUAACGUAAGUGAAACCCACGAUUUUUACGUUUUCAAAAAUCUAUUAUAUUUUUUUUGGAAUCCAAACGUGUCUAACUGCCUUUAUUUUUCUUGCAAAUCUAAGAAAAGACUGCACCUUUAACAUCUGAUAAAAAGUACAAUAUUUGAAAGUUCCGUCAACAUAUAAUUUUAUGGAUUUACAUAAAAAAAUUGAAAAAAGAAGAAAAAAAUUUAUUUUCUUUCCUGUUAUUCAAUCGUCAAAAAAUGUAUUUUCUUACAAGAUAAUUUGUUAAAUUUAAGUAAAAUUCGUUUUUUCACUCUUCAAGACUUUAAAAUGAAAUAAUAAAUAAAUAUAUUUCUUGAAAACCUUAAGAAAGAUGUAAAAAUUUUCUACACAAAUCGCGUAUCAUUAGGAAGCUUAUAUAAAAAUAUUGAAAAACAAAUACAUGGUGUUCCAUUUGAAAAAAGUAAGUUAUUCAACUUUUUGCGCUUAACUUUUCUAAGUUGCAAAAAGAAUGCAAAAAUUAACUAUGGUUUACCAACCUGUGUAUAAUAGCAAAAAUAAUUUUUUAGUUUGUGGGCUUCAAUACGAACGGCAUGGUAAUAUUUCAAGUAACCAGUAAGUUACAGGGGGUCACUCUGUACAAAAAAUUUUUAAGGUUAGGUUAUUUAGUGACGUGCAAGACCGAAGUUCCGUAUCCGUCAAGUGAGCUGUGAUUACCACCAUAUUUUAUGAAAGAUGAUCAUAAUUUGAUAAAUGUGUCACAUAAAAGACGCAUUCAUUUGUGGUCAAAUGAAGGCCCCCAUUAUAGGACAAUCGUAUAUAUGCAUAUGUAUCGAAUAUGUAGGAGUGGGUGCAUUUUAUCGUGUGUCGGUUGCGUUGGUGCAACGGUUUUUAUUGGCUUAUUAUUAAGCUUUUUAUGUAUUGUGUUUUCCACAGCUUCUUCGUGGCGCCAUCUGGCGGCGCGGAGGCUGCGUUUGUUGAUGACAAGAAAUUGUGUUCACUUUCAUAGUUUAUGGUUUUAUUUGCGGUAUUUUUAUUUAUAUUGUUGAAGUGUGUGCGUGUGUGUGAAGAAGCUCAGGGUGCGUCGUGAAAUAAUGAAAAGGAAAUUAUUGAUCUCUAAAAUGUAUUGUGUAAGAGCAAUUUUUCUAGGUUUGGAAAGCUUGUUAAGUCACAGACUGAUUAUUUAGUUUCUCAUACGUGGAUUUUCUCGAGAAAGACCAGUGACGAGUACCUAAUUUUUGUUAGUGGUAAAAUUCCUAGUAAUUAAGACAGUAAGGUUGAUUACAUUCGAGUAAUCGCGCAAUAUUUAAACAUAUUCACUAAACUUAAUCCAUAAAACACUGUUAUUACUAUUGCGGAUCGUAAUAUUUUUCAGACUUUUUUUCUAGAAAAUAUAGUAAGAAUUGCUCUGUAUGUGUACAUGAAAAAAUUGUUAUAAAAGUCUUAUGAUAACAUAAUUGUAUAUAGGAAAUUGACUAAAUUUUCAAUCAGAGCUUUAUUCCAAAUUUUGUUUUUAUUAUUAUGUAUUUUUAUUUUGUCCUUUCUACACCAAAUACGUUGUCAAAGAAGAGUUUAUUUUUAUAUUUUAUUUAUUGUGUGAAAUUUUCUUUAAGCAUUUAUUUUUAUUUCGCUCUGAUUACAUCAAAUAAAUUGUGUUGUCAGUGACAACAAAUUUAGUUUUAAUGGUUGUGCACAAAUCAUAUUUUUUAUAUUAAAUGAAAACAACUUUGCAUUGAUUUUACUACUGUAACGUACUGUAAAAUUAAAUGCUAUGUAAUAUUGUGUGGUAAUUACAAUCUUGUUAUGACUUUUUUAAUGCAGUCAUCUCUGUAUUUUUAUUUCAACAAUGCCUACAUGUGCAGUGUUAUUAUUAGUUCUGUAAGAUAAAUUAGGAUUAUUAUUAUUUUUGUACAAGUAUUUAUUCUCAUUUAUUGCUACAAGUUAGUAUAAACCGUGUAAGUAAAAUUGUUUCAAGUAAUUAUAUGAUAUUAAAUUAUCCUUAAAGUUAUAUUUUGUAAUAUUCUAUUUUCUAAUUUAUAUUUGUGUGUAUAUAUUAAUGUUACUAAAGCAAUAAAAUUUGUUUCUUAUUUGUAAA
This is a messenger RNA of Tribolium castaneum (red flour beetle), 5827 nucleotides long. It is a transcript of the gene Sirt1, whose product is annotated as Sirtuin 1. NCBI's taxonomy places the organism in Eukaryota, Metazoa, Arthropoda, Insecta, Coleoptera, Tenebrionidae. Gene Ontology annotation, molecular function: transcription corepressor activity; p53 binding; histone deacetylase activity, NAD-dependent. Bases 1 to 2169 code for a protein of 722 amino acids. Gene Ontology annotation, biological process: negative regulation of DNA-templated transcription. Gene Ontology annotation, cellular component: nucleoplasm; rDNA heterochromatin; nucleus. The transcript has 6 exons. The record is from RefSeq and is a predicted model, not a curated record.